This is a messenger RNA of Caenorhabditis briggsae, 1425 nucleotides long. It is a transcript of the gene Cbr-gsnl-1, whose product is annotated as Protein CBR-GSNL-1. Gene Ontology annotation, cellular component: cytoplasm; actin cytoskeleton. The coding region runs from base 1 to 1425 and encodes 474 amino acids. The record is from RefSeq and is a predicted model, not a curated record. Gene Ontology annotation, biological process: actin filament severing; barbed-end actin filament capping; actin polymerization or depolymerization. The transcript is spliced from 7 exons. Lineage: Eukaryota; Metazoa; Nematoda; Chromadorea; Rhabditida; Rhabditidae. Gene Ontology annotation, molecular function: phosphatidylinositol-4,5-bisphosphate binding; actin filament binding.
AUGAGACCAACGUCAAUUGACCCGGCUUUGGCUGAAAUUGGAAAGAAGAAUGGUCUUCUGGUUUGGAGAAUUAACAAAUUCGAAUUGGAGCCGGUUCCGGAAACUGAGCAUGGAAUCUUUUUUAUCGGAGACGCGUACAUUGUGCUUAAUCAAAAAUAUGAGGGAUGCUGGGAUGUUCAUUUCUGGCUCGGCAAGAACGCUUCAACGGACGAAAUUGGAGUAGCUGCCAUCAAAACUGUAGAAAUUGAUGAUUCCCUCGGAGGAAUCCCAACUCAGCACCGUGAGGUUCAAAACUACGAAUCUCCGCUAUUCCUUUCCUACUUCACGGACGGAAUCCGCUACGUAGCCGGUGGUUAUGAAUCUGGAUACAAUCAUGUCGAGGAUCAAUUCAAGAACUGGAAACCUCAUUUGUUCCAUUGCAAGGGAAAACGUAAUGUGAGAUGUACGGAGGUAGAGUGUGAAGUUGGAUCUCUCAAUUUGGGAGAUGUCUUCAUUCUUGAUUUGGGAAAAGAUAUCUACAUCUGGAUGCCACCAGACAGUGGAAGAUUGGAAAGAGUUAAGGGAAUGGCUCGUGCUAAGAAUAUUGCCGAUGUUGAGAGAAUGGGAGCAUCCAAAGUUCAUAUCUUGGAUGAUGAGUGGGAUAACGACCCAACAUUCUGGAGCUACUUCGGUGGAGUUUCUUCAGUGAAGAAGGUUACGAAAUCCAAGGAUGAUGAUGACAACUAUUGGAAGCGUCUCUCUGAGCAAAUCACUCUUUGGAAGGUUUCCGAUGUCACCGGAGCCGCCAAAGUAACCAUGGUUGGGCAGGGAGAGAACUUGAAGAAGGAGCUAUUGGAUUCCAAGGACGCCUUUAUUCUUGAUGCCAUCAAUGGAGGUAUUUUUGUUUGGAUCGGUAGGGAGUGCACUCUUGAGGAAAGGUCCAAGGCUCUCAUCUGGGGACAGAACUAUUUGAAGCAGCAUCACCUUCCAAAGUGGACUCAAGUCACCAGAGUUCUGGAUACUGCCGAAUCCACUCAAUUCACGCAAUGGUUCCGUGACUGGGUUGAUGAGAAGAAGAAGAACACUUUCCAGCCUCUUCUCUUCCAGGUUUCUGAUGAAAGCGGACUCCUUCAUGUUGAAGAAAUCGCCAACUUCACCCAAGAAGAUCUUGAUGGUGAUGACGUUAUGAUUUUGGAUGCGUUGAACUCGAUCUACGUCUGGGUUGGAUCUAAUGCCAAUCCUAAUGAGAAGAAGGAGGCAUUGAAUACAGCCAAAUCGUAUUUGGAGAAGGAUAAACUGCCACGCCACAAGAAGACGAGCAUCGACACGAUCUAUCAAGGACAAGAGCCACCUACUUUUAAGAAGUUUUUCCCAUCUUGGGAUGAUGCUCUUUUCAAGAACCAAGUCCGCUCCGUUGAGAACAUGCGUCGUCUUCUUUUCCACUAA